UUGCCUAAGCCAUCUGAUAUAUUUAUCGAAUUGGUAAUUAAUUUAGUAAUUAUCUCAAAUCGAAAAGAUAGAAAAAAAAGCUCAGAGAGAAAACUGAGAGGAUUAACUCUGAAAGGACAGAAAUUUUGUAUCGAAAGUAUCGCUAUUUUCAGCUAGCGAAAUUUAAAAUCCAUUUAUAUAAGAACUUGGAAAACAAAUUUUUUUGAAAUUAGACCAUUUAUUAAUAUGUAAAUAUUAUAUUCACAUUUUGUGAUGUCAGUAUAAAUGGAAUGUAAACCAAUGAGUUGAGUUAUCCAAUAUUGUGUUUAGAGAUCUAUCGAUGUAUCGAACGUGUGACGUGACGUCAGCCAUGCUUGGUCUUUUUGCUCAUAAUGGCCGACGCGUUGCUUCAAGUUGAAGAUUAAAAAUAAUAAAUAUUGUUAUAGUGAAAUAUUUACAAACUUCAUCGAUUUAAUUUGACUAUAUAAUUGUUAUAUUUAUUAUAUUAUAUCUAAUUUAUCUCCAUAUGCUGUUAAUAUUGUUUGUAUUAUAUUACGUUCAAUUGUUUUAUAAUAUCAACGAACGAAGCUCUUAAGAGUUUGUGGACAACCAUUACACGAUGCAGGCACAUGAUGUAGACGGUAUUGAUGGUGGAUCUCCAUGGAAUAAUUCAAGUGGUUGUGAGGAGGAAAGAAAACCAAACCAAAAAGAGGGGAAAAAAUCAAACGUCUUGUCACUAUGGGGAAACGAUCGGACUAUGAAUUUAAAUCCAUUGAUUUUAACUAAUAUUUUAUCAUCACAUUAUUUUAAAGUAAAUCUUUAUGAAUUAAAAACAUACCAUGAGGUUAUUGAUGAGAUAUAUUAUAAGGUAUCUCAUCUUGAACCAUGGGAAAAGGGCAGUAGAAAGACAGCUGGUCAAACGGGCAUGUGUGGAGGCCGGUUCAUGCAGGUUCGCGGUGUGGGAGCUGGUGGUAUUGUCUCAACGGCUUAUUGUCUCCUCUACAAAUUAUUCACACUGAGGUUAACUAGGAAACAAUUAAAUGGUCUUAUUAAUCAUCCUGAUUCACCUUAUAUUCGAGCACUAGGAUUUAUGUAUAUCAGAUACACACAACCUCCAGCUGAUUUAUUUAGCUGGUACGACGAGUACCUGGAAGAUGAUGAAGAGCUAGAUGUUAAAGCUGGCGGUGGACAAAUAAUGAAAAUGGGAGAUAUUUUAAAACAAUUUUUAACAAAACUUGAAUGGUUUUCGACGUUAUUUCCUAGAAUACCUGUGCCUAUUCAAAAAGAUCUAGAACAUCGACUGAGUCAAAGAUUUCCACAACAGUCAGCUAGUGCAAGAAAUGCUAAACCACCAAUUACUUUAAAUAAUCAUGGAAAAUGCAGCAAUAAUAGCAACCGAAAAGACAGUUCUAGUUGGAGAAGUCAGCAACAUGGCAAACAUAUAGCAGAUAGUGAAGCUGAUUGGGGUGAAGCUGAAUCUCAUGCGAGUCACUGGCGAGCCAGAUCCGAUGAAGAUCGCAGAGAUAAAUACAGAGAUCGUGAAAGGGAGAGGAGAAGAUCUCGUGAACGAGAACGAUCAAGAGAUAGAGCAAGGGUUGAUGAUAAAAAACGUGAUCGAUACUCUAGAAGAUCAAGCCGUGAUAGAAGCAGAAGGCAUAGAAGCCGCAGUGGAAGUAGAAGUCGUAGGAGAGACUCCAGCCGAGAACGUCGUGAUAAAUAUCGCGACAGGCGGAAUUCUCCUUUAGAUUAUUCUGCUGAACUUGCACGAGAAAAAGAACGUCAGCGAAGAGAUUAAAGAGAAAUUGCCGAAUUUAAAAUGUCAACAACUUUGUACCUAUCAAUAAGACUCAAAAUUUGAGGUAUCUAUUACAACCGAGCCAUUUAAAACUACAGCUCUACUUUGGGAUACAACUUCUAAAACGCCUAAAAUUAAUCUUAAGUUAGUUUAAUAUUCAUCUGGUAGUUAACAUAUAUGUAUGAAUACAUAUAUUUUUUUUUUUUAUAAAAUAAAAUACCAAUUAUUACCAAUGUA
Messenger RNA from Chelonus insularis, 2011 nucleotides. RefSeq names its product pre-mRNA-splicing factor 38B. The transcript is spliced from 6 exons. Gene Ontology annotation, cellular component: precatalytic spliceosome. Lineage: Eukaryota; Metazoa; Arthropoda; Insecta; Hymenoptera; Braconidae. The coding region runs from base 599 to 1774 and encodes 391 amino acids. The record is from RefSeq and is a predicted model, not a curated record.